Molecule: messenger RNA, 1773 nt
Organism: Microthlaspi erraticum
Lineage: Eukaryota; Viridiplantae; Streptophyta; Magnoliopsida; Brassicales; Brassicaceae
Source: the annotation of a GenBank genome assembly
AUGCCGUCUUCCUCCGCCGUCCAAUCUCUCUUCGCCGUCGCCUGCGUCUUCCUUCUUCUCUCCCCGGCUUUCGCCUCCGAGUCAGAUCACAAGUAUCAAGCAGAUGAGCAGGUUACGCUGUGGGUGAACAAAGUCGGUCCAUAUAAUAAUCCACAAGAAACAUAUAACUAUUACAGCCUCCCGUUUUGCCGCAAGACUAAGAACAGCAUUCACAAAUGGGGUGGUCUUGGUGAGGUUCUUGGAGGAAACGAGCUUAUCGACAGCCAGAUAGACAUCAAGUACUUGAAAAAUGUUGACAGAAGCGUGAUCUGUCCGUUGGAGCUUGAUGAAGCUAAGGUCAAGCAUUUCAAAGAUGCCAUCGAAAAUAGUUACUGGUUUGAACUGUUUAUGGAUGAUCUGCCUUUGUGGGGCUUUGUGGGCGAGCUGCCUCUUGGCAAAAAUAGUGAAAACGGCAAGCAUGUUCUUUACACCCACAAGAAUAUUAUUGUCAAGUACAACAAAGACCAGAUUAUUCAUGUGAAUCUCACACAAGACAAUCCAAGGCCGUUAGAAGCAGGGAGGACUGUGGACUUGACAUAUUCUGUGCAAUGGAUCCCAACCAAUAUCACUUUUGCUCGUCGUUUUGAUGUUUAUCUAGACUAUCCAUUCUUCGAACACCAGAUCCAUUGGUUCUCCAUCUUCAACUCAUUCAUGAUGGUUAUCUUCCUCACUGGUUUAGUGUCAAUGAUAUUGAUGAGGACACUCAGAAAUGAUUAUGCGAAGUAUGCGCGUGAAGAUGACGACCUAGAGAGCUUGGAACGGGACGUAAGUGAAGAAUCUGGAUGGAAACUCGUACACGGAGAUGUAUUCAGACCUCCACGUAGCCUGGUUCUUCUCUCGGCUGUUGUUGGUACAGGUGCACAGCUGGCUCUGCUUGUUCUUCUUGUCAUAUUAAUGGCAAUCAUUGGGACACUUUACGUUGGGAGAGGAGCAAUCGUCACAACUUUCAUUGUUUGCUACGCUCUGACGUCGUUUAUCUCUGGUUAUGUGAGCGGUGGAAUGUACUCAAGAAGCGGAGGUAAACAUUGGAUCAAGUGCAUGAUCCUCACAGCUUCUCUCUUCCCAUUCUUGUGCUUCGGAAUCGGAUUCCUCCUAAACACAAUCGCCAUAUUCUACGGAUCUCUAGCGGCCAUCCCCUUUGGAACAAUGGUGGUCGUGUUCGUAAUCUGGGGCUUCAUCUCGUUCCCUCUCGCCCUCCUCGGAACAGUCGUCGGUAGAAACUGGAGCGGCGCACCGAACAACCCAUGCCGUGUGAAAACCAUCCCACGCCCAAUCCCAGAGAAGAAAUGGUACUUGACUCCAUCAGUAGUCUCUCUCAUGGGAGGUCUCUUACCCUUUGGCAGCAUCUUCAUCGAAAUGUACUUCGUCUUCACAUCCUUCUGGAAUUACAAGGUGUACUAUGUGUACGGGUUUAUGCUGCUCGUGUUCUUGAUUCUCGUUGUGGUCACUGUCUGUGUGACGAUUGUGGGAACGUAUUUUUUGCUGAAUGCGGAGAACUAUCACUGGCAAUGGACGUCGUUCUUCUCUGCUGCUUCCACUGCGGUUUAUGUCUACUUGUACUCGAUCUAUUACUACUACGUAAAGACCAAGAUGUUUGGGUUUUUCCAGACCAGCUUCUACUUUGGAUACACGUUGAUGUUCUGUCUCGGCCUCGGAAUCCUUUGCGGAGCGGUUGGGUUCUUAGGAUCAAAUCUGUUUGUAAGAAGGAUCUACAGAAACAUCAAGUGCGACUAG